AUGAUUGUCAUCUACGCGUUUCUUGGGUUCUUCGUGGGAAUCUCGUCGCAAGAAAAUGACGGUUGUCAAGCUGAUGAAGUUCCGUGUCGAUUGGAUGAUGUGAUGAAAUGUUUCAGUCUCAGCGACAUUCAAAGUAUCACCGACAAAGAACAAUGCCAUUUUCAAAACGAUCACCAAACUCGCAACGAUUCAUCACCGGAAAAGGGGCUCAGUAGUCGAGAGAUUCUGGAGAACGGCGCCAUGACGUUUAUUUGCGUCUUUUUGUGGCGUGAGAAUUUGAAACGAUUUCCUAAACCUUUUCAAAUU
Mesorhabditis belari is the source of this 306-nucleotide messenger RNA. The record is from the annotation of a GenBank genome assembly. NCBI's taxonomy places the organism in Eukaryota, Metazoa, Nematoda, Chromadorea, Rhabditida, Rhabditidae.